Pogona vitticeps (central bearded dragon) is the source of this 2409-nucleotide messenger RNA. RefSeq names its product cytochrome P450 family 7 subfamily B member 1 (gene CYP7B1). Gene Ontology annotation, biological process: bile acid biosynthetic process; cholesterol homeostasis. NCBI's taxonomy places the organism in Eukaryota, Metazoa, Chordata, Lepidosauria, Squamata, Agamidae. Gene Ontology annotation, molecular function: heme binding; iron ion binding; oxysterol 7-alpha-hydroxylase activity. The record is from RefSeq and is a predicted model, not a curated record.
AUUCGGCCUGCUCGGGGGAAUUUCCUGAUGUCCAAAGGCUGAAACUUUUCCAGACGCUUCAUUUACAACGCUGGGCUCCGUCUCUCCCCCUUUUGGCAACCUGGAACAAUCAGCCGCUUCAGGGUUGGCGUGGGAAAGGGAGGCGAGGCGAGGCGAGGGGAGGGAGCGACCCGGGAGGCACACGAUCCCUCCGCUCCUCACCUCUUCGCGCCGGCUAGGCUGCCGAGGGAUCUCUCGCUCCCGAGGGGAAGGGCCUCGGAGUCCCGCCUGCAGCCGCCCAAAGGCCCCGGCCCUCCAAUCGCAGCCGCCUUGGCUCCUUUUUUUUUUCAUUUGUGCGGCGAGCCAAACUUCCUGGAACGAGGGGGAGGGAAAGAAAGGAGGGGGAAGGAAAAAAAAAAGAAGGAGGCUCGGAGUUUCCCCGCCAGAACUUUUCUUGGCGAGGGCGGCGGGACGGCCACAGAAGCGCGCCGAAGCCAGCGAGGGAGCGAGCGAGCGAGCCUCUGGCACCAUGGUCCUGGUGGAGCUGCUGACCUGCCACACGUCUGGCCUGGUGCUGGCCACUGCCCUGGCGCUCUGGGCGCUGUGGCUGUUCUGCCGGAGGAGAAGGAGACCUGGAGAGCCUCCAUUAAUAAAUGGCUGGAUUCCUGUAUUGGGAGAAGCCCUGAAUUUUAAAAAGGAUCCUUACCAGUAUUUAUUGUCCUUGUAUCAAAAACAUGGAGACAUUUUUACGGUAUACAUAGCUGGCAGGUAUAUGACCUUUGUAAUGGAGCCCUUGCACUUUUCUUCUGUGAUCAAGCAUGGCAAGUACUUGGAAUUUAAAGAAAUUGCUGAUCAAAUGUCAUCCCGAGCAUUUGAUCACCCACCAAUUCUGAAUGAGAAGUGGCCAGACCUAAAUGAACAUCUGCACAGGAAUUAUCAGUAUCUUUCAGGAAAACCAUUGGACACACUCUCUGACCAUAUGAUGAAAAGCCUCCAAAAUAUAUUUCAGACAAAGUUCUCACAAGUGGCAGACUGGGAGACAGAGUCACUGAAUAAGUUUUGCUUUUCCAUCAUGUUCCAAGCCAGUUUUGUGACCCUUUAUGGAAAAUAUCCUGGUGCAAAGGGCCUUAAUGUUACUGAUGAGAUUGGAGACAAAUUUCUCAAGUUCGAUGCUAAGUUUUCCUAUUUAGUUGCAAACAUUCCAGUUGAAUUCUUGGGAGUGACCAAGAGGAUUCGGAAGGAGCUCAUCAAUUUUUUUAAACCCCAAAAUAUGGCAGAAUGGUUGGGAAUUUCCGAAGUAGUCCAGGAGAGAAAAAAUCUUUUUGAGAGGUACGAGGAGUUCAGCGAUUACGACAAAGCAGCACAUCAUUUUGCCUUCAUGUGGGCCGCUGUGGGAAACACGAUUCCAGCUACAUUCUGGGCCAUGUAUUAUCUUCUGCGGCACCCAGAAGCUCUUGCAGUGGUGCGUGACGAAAUUGACCAUUUGCUGCAGUCAACGGGUCAAGAGAGGAAGCCUGGAUACAACAUCCACCUCACCAGAGAACAAUUGGACAACCUGGUCUACCUAGAAAGUGCUAUAAAUGAGAGUUUACGAAUCUGUGCGUCUUCCAUGAACAUCCGCCUCGCCAAAGAAGAUUUGGUUCUCAAGCUCACAGAAAAUCAGGAAGUCAGAUUGAGAAAAGGAGAUUACAUUGUUAUAUAUCCUCCAAUUCUGCACAUGCACCCUGAGGUCUACGAAGAUCCUGAGAAAUAUAAAUUUGACCGCUAUGUUGAAAAUGGACAGAAGAAGACAACAUUCUACAAACAAGGAAAGAAGCUUAAAUACUUUUUGAUGCCAUUUGGGUCUGGAAGUGGCAUGUGUCCUGGGAGAUUCCUUGCAAUUAAUGAAAUUAAGUUGUGUUUAUUUUUGCUCAUUUCUUAUUUUGAUAUGGAACUAGUGGAAGAUAAACAUGUUGGGUUGGACAACAGUAGAGUUGGCCUUGGGAUCCUUUUGCCAGAUUCUGAUAUUUUCUUUCGUUACAAGCUAAAGUUUUAAUGCAGUAGUUUAAUUGUCAAGAUUACAGACAAAUUUUACUCUGAUUCCCUUUGUUACUUUUUGUUAAAUAUGGUGUGGUUUUUAUAUCAUCCUGGUAUCUUUAAAUUUAUGUAUGGGGUUUGUUUUGAUAGCUGCUGAGUUGCUCUUAUGUGUUGUCAAAUCACCUCCAACCCAUAGUGACCCUAUGAAUUGAGAGAUUUACAAAAUGUCCUGUCAUUAACAGCCCUAGAAGUGGCAAAUUAAAGGCCAUGACUUCUCAAUCCAUGUUUUAUUUGAUCUUCCUCUUUUCCUGCUGUCUUCAGCUUCUCCUAGCAUUAUUGUCUAUUCCAGAGAGUCUUGUUCUCUGUGCCCAAAAUAUAACAGCCUCAGUUUCAUCAUUUUUGCCUUUGGUUAGA